AUGAUACAAAAAAAGGUAGAAGAACCCUGGCAAAAUCCAAAUGUUAAAGACGAUUUAUCCUGUCAAGAUUCGAAUGAAAAAAUACACAAAACGGCACGAAACAAACAGGGGUGCAUAAGAGAUAUUGAAAUAUGGUUUAAAAAAGAAACGGCCAUAUUAAUAACGGUCGGAAUAAGUUCGGCUGCCUUACAGCUCAUCGGAAUGUUUUUCUCGAUAUGCUUAUGUCGAAAUUUAAGCGACACCAUAUAG
This is a messenger RNA of Pediculus humanus corporis (human body louse), 249 nucleotides long. RefSeq lists its product as uncharacterized. The record is from RefSeq and is a predicted model, not a curated record. Gene Ontology annotation, cellular component: membrane. NCBI's taxonomy places the organism in Eukaryota, Metazoa, Arthropoda, Insecta, Psocodea, Pediculidae. Bases 1 to 249 code for a protein of 82 amino acids. The transcript has 4 exons.